Messenger RNA from Arctia plantaginis, 327 nucleotides. Lineage: Eukaryota; Metazoa; Arthropoda; Insecta; Lepidoptera; Erebidae. The record is from the annotation of a GenBank genome assembly.
AUGUCAUAUCAAUUAUAUAGAAAUACCACAAUCGGGAAUACCUUACAGGAAAGCCUAGAUGAAUUAAUACAAUAUGGGCAGAUAACUCCAGCGUUAGCAGUGAAAGUAUUGUUACAAUUCGAUAAAUCUAUUAAUCAAGCUUUAUCGAACAGAGUAAAGUCAAGAUUAACCUUCAAAGCAGGAAAACUAAAUACGUAUAGAUUUUGCGACAACGUGUGGACGUUCAUGUUGAAUGAUGUGGAGUUUCGUGAAGUACAAGAAGUUGCUAAAGUUGACAAAGUGAAAAUAGUGGCAUGUGAUGGCAAAAAUGUUGAUGACAGAAGAUAA